GCACCCUGGGGGUGCCACUGCACACUGGUUGAAAACCACUGUUCAAGAGAACACAAGGGAGCCUUGGCAUGAUGAAGUUUUUGCAGCUUUUCGGGCGAUUACGAUCAGUCAUCAUUGGGAUGGUCCAUGUGAAAGCGCUGCCAGGAACCCCAAGGAAUACCUUGCCUUUGCCUCAGAUCAUUGAAGAAGCCUGUCAGGAAGCUGAGAUUUACAGGGCUGCAGGAGUUGAUGGCUUGAUUGUAGAAAAUAUGCAUGAUCGGCCGUACACAGUUGGUGUUGGUGCAGAAAUCACUGCAGCCAUGGCAGUCAUUUGUGCCACUGUGAAACAGACGUGCCCCCGUCUCCCAGUGGGUGUUCAGAUCCUAAGUGCUGCAAACCAAGAGGCUGUAGCAGUCGCUCUUGCUGCUGGUCUUGACUUCAUUCGAGCGGAAGGCUUUGUUUUUUCUCACGUGGCAGAUGAAGGGAUUCUGAAUGCCUGUGCUGGCAACUUGCUAAGACACCGGAAGCAAAUUGGAGCAGAACACAUUCAGGUUUUUGCUGACAUUAAGAAGAAACACAGUUCUCACGCUCUGACAGCUGACGUCAGUGUAGCAGAGACGGCUAAGGCUGCUGAAUUCUUUCUGGCUGACGGGGUCAUAUUGACUGGAGCUGCCACUGGACUGGAGGCAGAUCCCAAAGAACUGGAAGAAGUUGGAUGUGCUGUGAAGAUACCAGUGCUGGUUGGAUCUGGAGUGACUCUGGAAAACUUGAAGAACUACUUGGGUGCAAAUGCCUUGAUCGUUGGUUCCUAUUUCAAGAAAGAAAGCUAUUGGGCAAAUAACAUUGACCCGGAUCGUGUGAAGCGGUUUAUGGAUUACAUUGCUGAACUGAGAGAGUGACAUUGUUGGAU
Molecule: messenger RNA, 889 nt
Organism: Lacerta agilis (Sand lizard)
Lineage: Eukaryota; Metazoa; Chordata; Lepidosauria; Squamata; Lacertidae
Exons: 7
Coding region: 69-878 (269 amino acids)
Source: RefSeq, a predicted model, not a curated record